Molecule: messenger RNA, 1175 nt
Organism: Eucalyptus grandis
Lineage: Eukaryota; Viridiplantae; Streptophyta; Magnoliopsida; Myrtales; Myrtaceae
Product: protein CHAPERONE-LIKE PROTEIN OF POR1, chloroplastic
Exons: 5
Coding region: 213-902 (229 amino acids)
Cellular component (GO): chloroplast membrane
Source: RefSeq, a predicted model, not a curated record
AAUCCCCAACGGUACUUCUUCUUUCUCAAUCUCUUCUCCAGCUAACCCGAUAGAGGCGCGUCCCUGUUGUCGCGGUCGGACAGUCGAGCCUCUCUCUCCAGCAUCGUCUUCGAUUCCUGCUCCGCUCCGCUUUCAUGGAACUCCAGCCUUGCUCGAUUUAGGGUUUCUCUCUUCGUCCGGAAAUCUCCCGCGUCGCCGUCGCCGUCGAAGGGAUGGGCGUCCUUUCCCUAUCGAACCCCACCUUCGCUACUCCUUUCCUCGGCCAGAAACUUUCGUGCGGUGGGAAUUCAAAGAAGCCAGCGUCUUCGAGUGCUGCCGUUAGGACGCCUAGAUGUGCGCUUGAAGGUAGUGCUCCAACAUUUCCUCGACACAAUGUUUGGGAUCCUUAUAAGUGCCUUGGUAUCGGCCGUGAUGCUUCCGAGGAGGAAAUCUGGAGUUCGCGGAAUUUUCUCCUACAGCAGUAUUCUGGACAUGAACGUAGUGAAGAGUCAAUAGAAGCUGCUUUUGAGAAAUUACUGAUGACAAGCUUUCAGCAAAGAAAGAAAACUAAAAUCAAUUUAAAAAGCAGAUUAAAGAAGAAGGUUGAGGAGUCACCACCUUGGGUCCAGAAUCUACUCAAUUUUGUGGAACUUCCUCCAACUGAUGUUAUAUUUAGACGAUUAUUUCUCUUUGCAUUUAUGGGUGGGUGGAGCAUCAUGAACUCUGCUGAAGGUGGACCAGCAUUUCAGGUGGCAGUCUCUUUGGCAGCUUGCAUAUAUUUCUUGAAUGAGAAGACAAAAAGCUUAGGUAGAGCUUUUGCUAUUGGACUGGGAGCACUUGCAACCGGCUGGGUUUGUGGUUCUGUCCUUGUGCCGAUGAUCCCAACAUUUUAUUACAACCGACCUGGACACUUGAACUCUUAACAUCCCUAGUGGCAUAUGUGUUCUUAUUUCUUGCCUGCACCUUUCUCAAGUGAUGGUCUUAACUAUAGUGGCACUGGAAUUUUGUUGCAUCCAGAGUUUAUCAUGUGACCAAUUUGUAUUGCAAAUUCAAAUGUUUGAAAAUGUCGGACUUCCAUUUCAUUUCCAUCCAUGUACAUUCUCUUUGUUUGUCAGAGAAUAGUAUUGACAAUACUGAUUUCUCGCGGAUGAUGGUCUCCUCAUUUUAUAGCAUGUGGUCCAUCCAGUUAUAGCUUA